AUGGCUUCAGAAAACUGGGAAGCAGUCGUGGAUGACGAGGGGAGAACGUACUACUACAAUACCGUUACACAAGAAACUAGCUGGACGAAUCCAGCUGUGGAGAGUAGUGGAUGGAAAGCAUAUAAAACCGAUGAAGGAAAAGAAUAUUAUUACAAUGAAAGCACAGGAGAAACAACUUGGGAGACUCCAGAUGAGUUGAAAGACGAUAAGUCUAAGAGUGCUACAACCGAAGAAGAAAAUAUUGGGAAUGAUAGUGCUCCAGAAGAAGUUGAACUUAAAAAGGAAGAUGAUAACAUAGAGUCGAAUGAAACAGAAAUAGAUUCUGAACUUUCCAAACAAUCUGUAUCUGGUGGGGAUCUAAUUGAUGGCGAACUAAAAUUCAAUAACAGCAAGGAAUCAGAAGAUGCAUUCAAACAACUUUUGAAAACAACUGGUGUGGAUUCAACUUGGUCAUUCCAAUCAGUGAUCUCAAAACUUAUAGAAAACCCCAUCUAUUGGUCUGUACCGGAUGCAUUACAAAGGAAGAAUUUGUACGAAGAGUAUUUGGUGGAGAAGACAAAGCAAGAACUUUCCAAUAAGUCAGCAGUAGUGGAUACUUUCAAAGAAAACUUUGAGAACUUAUUGAAUUCGUAUAAAAAGGACGGAUAUAUCAAGUAUAAUACCAGAUGGUCAAGCGUUAAAGACAGAUUGAUAGAGGAAGAUAAUCCAAUCUAUAAGCAUUCUAUUGUAUCCGAUCAAGAAAUAGCACAGAUAUACCACACAUAUACCGAUACACUCAAGAAAGAAUACGAAUCUGGUCAAGAUGAAUUAAGACAACAGGCUCUUAAGGAGUUAGAAUCAUAUUUAGUUGAAAUCAACCCUAACUUGGUGGAAGAAAGUGAAAACUGGGAGGCCCUUUAUGAUAGUUUAAACCAUGACUCUAGAUUUAAAGCCAAUAAGCAUUUCAGUAUUCUCACUCAACUUGAUAUCCUUAAUCUUUACAAGAAUAAAAUAUACCCAAAGAUUCUUCAGAAAUUAAAGGACAAGAUUCUGGACAUUGAAAAGAUAAAUUAUCGUUCCGAUAGAGUUGCUAGAACACAAUUUAAACGGUUCUUACGUACUUUGAACAUCAACGCCAACACAUUAUUCAAAGACAUAUUCGGUUUGUUGGAGGGAGAUGACAGUUUCUUUGAGAUUUGUGGCAGAAAUGGAUCCAGUCCUUUAGAAUUAUUGUGGGACAUAGUUGAUGAAAAGUAUCAAACCAUGAAAUUAAAGAAAGAUUUGGUUGAGAAUGCAAUCAAUGAAUUUAAGCGGAGAGGAGCCAUAGAUGACUACAAAUCCAUUCUUUCCAGUAAGGAGAAGUUUAGAAACACACUUGGUAACUUGAAGCACGAUCUGUUGACAGGAUUUAAUUUCCAAGAAGAAGGAAGCACUGAAUUGGAUGAAAUCUAUGAAAGUUUGAGAAGAGAUUUGGAAUUGAGAGAGGAACAAUUCAAUAAAAAUAUAAACUCUAUGGUCGGUACAUGUGGAGAUUGGUUAGUGAGUGAUUACAUUCCAAAUGGAAACGAUGGAAAUGACCCAGUGAUAAAGAUUAUUACUGAGGAGGAAGAAGAAAGAGGCUUAAAGGAAUCUGAGGGAAUAAUUAUAAUUAUAAAGACAACCGGGAGUCCAAGUAUACACAAAUUAAGAAAUGAUAUCGAGGAUUUAGAAAUAUCUAAUUUAAUAUCCACUAUCAAGAAUUCACAUCCUUUCAAAAAUCUAUACAAUUUAUUAUCUGAAAACGUUAGUAAUGGAUAUUUUGGCACUGAUAUAGAAGAUAAGUAUAGUUCAUGUGUGAGAUUAUCCGUUGGAAAAUUAAUUGAAAAAUUAAAUAAGAAGGCAGUUUCCAAAGUUCAAGAAGGAUCCGCACCGGAAAAUCCAAAGAAAAGAAGAUUAGAAGAUGAAACUUCUGAAACCAAUCCUAUAAAGCAAACGAAGCGGGUACUUCUUAAUUAUUAA
Molecule: messenger RNA, 1977 nt
Organism: [Candida] anglica
Lineage: Eukaryota; Fungi; Ascomycota; Pichiomycetes; Serinales; Debaryomycetaceae
Source: the annotation of a GenBank genome assembly